GCCUCUCGCUCCCCGAGUGUGUGAGUGGUGGAGGUGCCGCGCAGUCCGCGCUCUCUCUUCCCGGUGCGAGCUAGCCGCAGUGUCCGCUGGCGAGCAGUGCCCUCGGCCGCGAGCAGAGGAGGACGGGGCGGAGAUCCGGGUGCGGGCUGCGGCCGGGCUGGGCCGCUGUGCCGCGGGCUGGCGGCUCUGCUCCUCCGCUUGCUGCUGUGUCUGGGAGCCGGCUGCCAGCACUGAGGCGUCCCCGGCGGACAGCGACCCCCUGCCCCGGCUCCCCUGGCCGCCCUGCCGGGGAGGGCGGAAGAUGCCGGUGAAGAAGAAGAGAAAAUCCCCUGGGGUGGCAGCGGCCGUGGCGGAGGACGGAGGCCUCAAAAAGUGUAAAAUCUCCAGCUAUUGCAGAUCCCAACCCCCUGCUAGACUAAUAAGUGGAGAGGAACAUUUUUCAAGCAAGAAGUGCCUGGCUUGGUUUUAUGAGUAUGCAGGUCCUGAUGAAGUUGUAGGGCCAGAAGGAAUGGAAAAAUUUUGUGAAGACAUUGGUGUUGAACCUGAAAAUAUUAUAAUGUUAGUUUUAGCGUGGAAAUUGGAGGCUGAAAGCAUGGGAUUUUUUACCAAGGAAGAAUGGUUAAAGGGGAUGACUUCAUUACAGUGUGACUGCACAGAAAAGUUACAGAACAAAUUUGACUUUUUGCGCUCACAGUUGAAUGAUAUUUCUUCGUUUAAGAAUAUCUACAGAUAUGCCUUUGAUUUUGCAAGGGAUAAAGAUCAGAGAAGCCUUGAUAUCGAUACCGCUAAGUCUAUGCUAGCUCUUCUGCUUGGAAGGACAUGGCCAUUGUUUUCAGUAUUUUACCAGUACCUGGAGCAAUCAAAGUAUCGUGUUAUGAACAAAGAUCAGUGGUACAACGUGUUAGAGUUCAGCAGAACUGUCCAUGCCGAUCUUAGUAACUAUGAUGAAGACGGUGCUUGGCCUGUUCUUCUCGAUGAAUUUGUUGAGUGGCAAAAAAUCCGUCAAACAUCAUAGCAAGAACUAAUGUGAAGAAAAUGCAAACCUUUUGGCGCCCAAGUGUAUACAGGCUGAAGAGACGAAAAAAUCCAAAGGGUGCAUUUUCAUUCAUAUGAAAGACUUCUCAUAGUACUUUGUUUUCCUUUUUUUUAAAGGAAGUUUUCUUGUUACAUGUGAUGGGCAUUGAGCCACACCUCUUCUGAGACUGAAUAUUGAAGCUUUUGUUGUUUUGAGUUAUGUUUAUAACAUUUAUUUCAGAACAAUAAAGAUUCAGAUUUGUGACAAAGGCCUUAAAGUGAA
Molecule: messenger RNA, 1297 nt
Organism: Ailuropoda melanoleuca (giant panda)
Lineage: Eukaryota; Metazoa; Chordata; Mammalia; Carnivora; Ursidae
Gene: DCUN1D5
Product: defective in cullin neddylation 1 domain containing 5
Exons: 8
Coding region: 302-1015 (237 amino acids)
Biological process (GO): protein neddylation
Cellular component (GO): ubiquitin ligase complex
Molecular function (GO): ubiquitin-like protein binding; cullin family protein binding; ubiquitin conjugating enzyme binding
Source: RefSeq, a predicted model, not a curated record